Alnus glutinosa is the source of this 856-nucleotide messenger RNA. RefSeq lists its product as uncharacterized. Bases 114 to 611 code for a protein of 165 amino acids. Gene Ontology annotation, molecular function: calcium ion binding. Lineage: Eukaryota; Viridiplantae; Streptophyta; Magnoliopsida; Fagales; Betulaceae. The transcript is spliced from 4 exons. The record is from RefSeq and is a predicted model, not a curated record.
UAAUUACGGGCCUGGUAAACCACGAUUGGAGCUGGAAGAUAGAAGAUAAGGCUCAGUCUCUCUGAUUCGCUCUAAUCUCCGAGCGACGCCGCAUCUCUGGAAGUAAAACUGCCAUGGGACAGGUCUUAGACAGAUUGCAAGGGAAGCAGUGGAGACAAAAGCAAGUGAGGAAAAUAACGGAUAAGGUGUUUGACCGUAUUUCAAAUCAAUCGGGAAAGGCUAAUUUGACGUUCGGAGAGUUAUACAUCGCAGUCCUGCUUGUGUACAAUGAUAUCAAUAAGCGUUUACCGGGACCCCAUUUUGAUCCCCCCCCCAAAGAGCAAGUCCAAGCUAUGAUUGAGACCUGUGACUUCAACCUUGAUGGAGAGAUUGAUAGGGUGGAAUUUGUGAAGUUUAUCGAGGAGCUGACAACUCACACACUCAUUGCUGUUAGUCAAGGGCUUAUCCUCACUUUGGUUGUGGCACCAACCGUUGCAAUGGCAACCAAAAAGGCUACUGAGGGUGUCCCGGGAGUUGGGAAGGUGGUGCAGAGGAUACCGAAUUCAAUUUAUGCAUCCCUCGUGACUCUUGCACUUGUGCUGUUUCAAAAAUCACAAGAGGAGUCCGAUUAGGGGGUUUAUUCCUUUCGAACUCAGUUUAUCUUGUGAAUAUUGUACGUGUGAUCACUGGUAUUUAGUUUCAUCCUAUUUGUAGAUUGGGAUAUUGUUCCAUCGGAUAUUAUCCAUGGGAUUGAAAUUUAUCUUUUUUAUGUCAGUCGUUGUGAUUAACUCCUAAUGCAAGCAGUGAUUACGAAAUAAGCAAAAUGUUGCUUGUGAGCUUAAAUAAAACUCCAAAUGGGGGGCUUUGAUAUCUGUCA